UCCAAUUCAAUCAGAUCGAAGAUAGUAGGGCAGAAAAGCAAAAGUUGAGAAAUCAAUUACGGAAAUGGCAUGCUGCGGCAAACCAAACCGAAGCGAUGUUCAUCUGUCGGCGCAGGAAGAAGCUGCGAUGGAGGAAGCCACCAGGAAGCACUUCGAUGCCUUAGCUCCAAACCGCCACUCUAAACCUCAGAGAAGCGAUUACUCUUCUACGUAUACGGAUACGUAUUCCAAUGGCGUUCAUGGAGACGCUGAAAUCCCUGAACUCCUUCAAUUUCAACGCCUCGAAAAAGAUCAACAGAAAUUAUGUUAUAGUGAAGGCAAAUUGAGGGAGGAAUUUGUGGAAACUGAGUAUUACAAGGAUCUGAAUUGCGUUGACAAGCAACACCACACGACUGGAACAGGAUUUAUAAAGGUGGAGGGGGCAUUGCGGAAUUCCUUCAAAAUAGAACCUGAUUCUGAUGCCGAGUUUCAUGCCUCCUGUAAGGGAAAUCCGGCCACCAAUGAAUGGAUUCCGGCUCCCGCCGAUGCAAUCAACUUUAUCUCGGACAAACCAGGCAGAAGUGACAACUGAAAGAAGAGUGAGACGUUUUGUAUGAGACCAUCUCAAGUGAAGCGUCUAGUGUUGCAAUUAUGCAUUUUCCGAUGAACUUCAAUGUAUUGCUAUGACAAUAGUUACAUUUAAAAUAAUCCAUGUGAUUUCUAAAUAUUGUAUUGGUAGUAUUUCACAAUCUAUGUAUUCAUGUUCCUACAAGCUAAGUCUACAACUUAUAUCUAAAUUAUUCUUCA
Messenger RNA from Ipomoea triloba (trilobed morning glory), 786 nucleotides. RefSeq lists its product as uncharacterized. The coding region runs from base 65 to 571 and encodes 168 amino acids. Lineage: Eukaryota; Viridiplantae; Streptophyta; Magnoliopsida; Solanales; Convolvulaceae. The transcript is spliced from 4 exons. The record is from RefSeq and is a predicted model, not a curated record.